Molecule: messenger RNA, 651 nt
Organism: Striga hermonthica
Lineage: Eukaryota; Viridiplantae; Streptophyta; Magnoliopsida; Lamiales; Orobanchaceae
Source: the annotation of a GenBank genome assembly
AUGAACCGGAAAACGGGAUUCCUGCUCGCAUUCAUCUGCGUCGCCGUCUCUAUCGUCGGCGGCCAGCCUCCGGCUUCCGCGCCAGCCGCCGGCACCAUCACCACCCCACCCGCUGCUUCACCCUCCACAACAGCCACUCCACCACCCGCAUCGACCCCACCGCCGGCGUCUCCGGUCUCAUCUCCACCGGCAUCAGCUCCAGCCUCGACCCCACCGACUCCCGCGCCGGUCAGCUCUCCUCCGUCGCCGGCGCCGGCGAGCCCCCCGCCUGUUCCCCCGCCCACCAUCUCCUCGCCGCCUCCAGCCGCGGCCCCGGUCCAGUUUCCCCCGUCUUCGGCUCCCGAGGUCGCGACCCCGCCUGCCGAGCAGUCCCCUCCGCCGGCGCCGGCUUCCGCCCCGCCCACUGAGACGCCGGUGGAGGCCCCUGCUCCCAGCAAGAGGUCCAAGAGGCACCACGCACCUGCACCGACCCCGGAGCUGCUGCUUGGCCCACCCGCGCCGCCGGCGGAAGCUCCCGGACCUGGUGCCGACUCCAUUUCUCCUGGUCCUGCGUCGGCCGAGGAUGUGAGUGGAGCAGAGAGAUUAAUGAGCGUCCAGAAGCUGCUGCUGGGAAGUUUGGCCGCGUUUGGCUGCCUCUUUUUCCUCGUCUAG